This is a messenger RNA of Spinacia oleracea (spinach), 934 nucleotides long. RefSeq lists its product as uncharacterized. The transcript has a single exon. Lineage: Eukaryota; Viridiplantae; Streptophyta; Magnoliopsida; Caryophyllales; Amaranthaceae. The record is from RefSeq and is a predicted model, not a curated record. Bases 129 to 758 code for a protein of 209 amino acids.
ACGCCACGCAAUUCAAUUCUCCAAGAAGCUCAGUAACCACACAGAUAGAAAAAACAAACGAUGCUAAAAAACCAUCUCUAACUACCUCAUCCACCCCUCUCCUCCGUCACUAAAACCCCGCCAAAAUCAUGUCCUACUCCGCCGCGUCUUCCACCACCAUCACCACCGCUUCAAUUCUAUCUCCUUACUCCACCACUAAACAUCACCACUACCAAAAUCUCCUACCAUACCCUUCAAUACCCACUUUCAAAUCCACCAGACUCACCACCACCAAAACCCAAGUCUCUUCCUCCCCCACCAACAAACCCACCACCUCCGCCGCGAUUCCCACCAACCCCACCUCAAAAGCCUCCCAAGAAACCAUAUUUUUCGACGGCGGCGCUCACUACGGCGACUUACUCGCAAAUCUAGUUCUGGGUUUUACCCUAGUAUGGCUUCCCUUAACCCUAGCUGCAGUUUCAAGGGCAUUCUUUUUGAGGUACAGGUUCACAAAUUUAAGGGUAACUGUAAUUUCUGGGUUUACUGGAGAGGAUAGAAGUGAUUUUUCGUACAAAGUGAUUAAGGAUGUUCAGGUUGUUCCUAGGUUUAUUGGGGAAUGGGGUGACAUCAUCAUUACCUUAAAAGAUGGGACUAAAGUUGAUUUAAGGAGUGUCCCUAAAUUUAGGGAAAUUGCUAAGUAUUGUCUUUCUAUGACUGACAAGAGUGACAAGAAUCCUGUCGUGCUCAAAGAAACUGCUCCUAAAGCUAAAGGGUUUUGAUUUUUUAUUAACUAAUUGAGGUAUGUAAAUUUUCUCAUUUCUUUUGGUAUUUUAAUUCUAUUUUUUGGGGGGUUUAGUACAAUGUUUUGUUGGUUAAGUGCUAGCAAUAUACUGUAAUAUGUGUUGUAAUUUUGUUGUAAAGUGAAUGAAAUUUGGUAUAGUUUUUGGUUGUUUCA